Messenger RNA from Lampris incognitus (smalleye Pacific opah), 1084 nucleotides. RefSeq names its product claudin k (gene cldnk). Gene Ontology annotation, molecular function: structural molecule activity. Gene Ontology annotation, cellular component: plasma membrane; bicellular tight junction. Gene Ontology annotation, biological process: bicellular tight junction assembly; cell adhesion. The coding region runs from base 20 to 667 and encodes 215 amino acids. The transcript has a single exon. NCBI's taxonomy places the organism in Eukaryota, Metazoa, Chordata, Actinopteri, Lampriformes, Lampridae. The record is from RefSeq and is a predicted model, not a curated record.
UCGGUCAACAUCUUUUGCCAUGGCAACAACGGGCAUGCAAUUGCUAGGCCUGAUCCUGUCCAUCAUAGGCUGGGUGGGUGGGGCCAUAGUGUGCACCAUCCCUCUGUGGCGUGUCACUGCCUUCAUCGGUAACAACAUCGUGACAGCUCAGAUCAUCUGGGAGGGCCUUUGGAUGACUUGCAUUGUGCAAAGCACGGGUCAGAUCCAAUGCAAGGUGUAUGACAGCAUGCUUGCCCUACCCAGCGAUAUGCAGGCUGCCCGGGGCCUAACGGUACUCUCGAUCCUUAUGUGUGGCUUGGCUCUGGCUCUGGGCGUUGUGGGAGUCAAGUGCACCAAGUGCAUCGGUGUAAACAGCCUGAAGGCCCGCAUUGCUCGCAUCUCCGGUGCCCUCUUUGCCAUCGCUGGGUUCCUCUACCUUGUGCCCAUCUGCUGGACUGCCCACUCCAUCAUCAGGGAUUUCUACGACCCACAUGUGGCAGCCCCGCACAAGCGUGAGCUGGGCCCUGCCCUCUACAUCGGCUGGGGAGCUUCCGCCUUGCUUCUUAUUGGGGGAUCUUUGCUCUAUGCUGGGUCAAGUCCCCCCGGCAUCCCAGGCUCUCCCACCUUCAGCAGUGGAGAGAGCAGUCCUCGCAGGGCACCCGCCACACAAGUGAAGGGUUAUGUCUAAGCCUCCAAGAAGUCUAGAUACCACCCAGUCCCACAAAUCUGCCCUGACCAAUGACAAACCUUAUUUUUUUCUCUCUCAUGGUAUUGCUCCUUUUAAUUCUUUGAUAUUUAAUGUUACUCCAUUUUGCUUUUUUUUCUUCGUUCUGAUAAGCCACAGGAGGCCAUUUCAGGAUAUUUGAACUCAUUUUGUUAUUUCGUACCCCGUGUCCUCUGAUAACCUUUUUAUCUGUCUGACAGUGUAAAAAUGCAAUAAAAUUUCGAUUUUCCAAUUCCUCCACUGAAUAAAAGGUGUGAAUCCAUGUUUUUAUGGAAUAAACACAUAUGGAAACUGUUUUUCUAUUGAAUUUUAGUGCUUGUUAUAUUGAAUGGUGCAGGCAGAAGAGAUGAGGUCCUUGUCUCUUUUCUCAUUUAUCUGAAC